AUGCUCACCACUAUACCACCAACGCUGCACAGCCCGGGCCGCCCCCGGACGCCGGCCCAGGCUCCGCACCAGCGCCUCCUCGCCCUCUCGCCCUCUCGCCACCGCCUCCGCCGCCUGCCGCGGCCCUGCCCCGACGUGCCGGCCGGCCGCAGCUCUGCGCCGUCGCGGGCGCCACCAGCGGCCGCCCGGCGCCCCACCCGCGCCAGCCCCACGCAGCCCUUGCUGCUCCGCAGCCCCGCCCCGCCCGCACAGUCGGCCCGGCCCCCACGGCCACCUCCACGGGAAGCCCGGCAGCCGGGCAGCUGUCCGUCGCGUGAGCGAGGAGCCCGUGGCGGCCAGCCUCCCGUCAGGAGGUCCCGGCUGGGCUGGGCCGAGCCCGCACGCGCCAGGGCGCCAGGGGGUGCGGGGGGUCGGGUCGACGGCGGGCAGGACGGGCCCCCGCGGUCGCCCCGCGCCUCUGGGCGCACGGGGCCCGGCGGAGGCACGACGGAGGAGAAGGAGGAGAAGGAGGGCCCUGGGGGCCGGCGUCCGUUUGGGCAGCGCGGCGGCCGCGACCAAAAGAGGGCGUGUCUCGCCUCCCCGUCGGGGAAUCGAACCCCGGUCUCCCGCGUGACAGGCGGGGAUACUCACCACUAUACUAACGAGGACGGCGGCGGCGGCCGCCCGGGCGCCCGACCCCUCUCCGCCCGCCCGCGCCCGCCACGUGCCCCGGGCCACGGCCCACCCGGCCCGACCCCCCGGCCGCCGCGUCAGCGCGCACAGCAGUCCCCCUGGCCCGACUCGGAGCGUCGGGCCCCGGACCCGCCGCCGCCCCGGCCCAGCCGCACGGGGAUGGCGGCGGGAGAAGACGCCCGACACGGCAAGCAGGGCUGCGCGAGCGAGCAGGAGGCCCCGCGCCGGGGAUGGGCCGCGGCGGGCGGCGGGGGGCCGGACGCCGGCAGCAGGUCUCCCCUGGAGGCGUGGGUUCGAAUCCCACUCCUGACACGCCCACCUUUUGGCCCGCCCAACGCGGGCUCUCCGCACCCGGGCCUGGACCACGCCCUGUCUGUCCCGCCUUACACGCCGCUGCGGGCUGGCGGCGCCCUGGCACGCGUGGCCCGGGACCCACGCAGCUGCAGCGCCUCGGCCCUCCCGGCCACAGGCUUGGCGCCCCCGCGCCCUCCCUCCCCCGCCACCUCGCUGCGCCUCUCCCUCCUCCUCAUCCCACGGCGGCCGCGGGCCUCGGCAACUCGGCGGCACGUCUCUCCUGCCCGGCUCUCCGGGGGCUCCGUUUGCCCUCUUCCUUCCCGCCGCCGCCCCCUGCAGGCCAGCCGCGGGCCGAAAUGCCGACAGCCCCGCGCGGGCCGGGCCACGCUCCCACCUGUGCCCGCUGAGGGGCGCGCCUCGCUCGCCUCCUCGCUCUCCCAGCCCCGCCCUACACCUCCGCCCGCCCGCCGGGAGCGCGGGGUCCCCACGGCCUGUCCUUUCCGCCGGCCCCCAUUCAUUCCGUGGUCUCCACCCCCUCCCUCCCCGGGGCGCCCACGAGGCGUGGCCACCUGGAGGCCUCACCACGGCCACACCCCCGCCACGCGGGCAGCCGAGCCCUCCGCGCGCCAGCCAGAGACGGGACCCCCGCCCCGUUCGCUGGGCCUGGCCCGGGAGGGGGGGGCGGGGGGGUCCACCCCGCCGUGGUGGCUCCGGGGAGCCCUGAGCGCAAGGCAGCCCUGCCUCCCCGGGCCCCCGACCCGGGCUCCAGGGCGCGCGUCUCCGCGACGGAAGCCGCUGCGGGGCCGGGACUCCAGGACGCCAGCGCGCUCCCUCACCGCGCCGCCCGCCAGCCAGCCGGCCGCCGCUCCGCCCAAGCGCACCUGCCGGCCUCACCCCCACCGCAGCCCAGCCGGCCCCGACGGAGAGCUGCGGGCAGAGCUCACACGCCUUUCUUUGGCCUCUUGGCUCGGGCGCUACUCGGCGGCCCCGGGCGGCGCUACCGGGCCCCCAUCUCCGCCGACGACACCGACGCCGGCCCCCGCCGGCGCGCACUGCACGGGCCGGACAGCCAUCCGCCCAAGGGCCUCCGGGGGGGCGCCGGGACGGAAGGGAAGGUCCGCGCUGAGCUGCGCCGGCCACAGACGCCCCGCGCUGCCUGGGAAUCGGGCGCGGGUCAGGCUUGGCCAGGCUCCUCCAAGACAGCGGCAGGACAGUGUCUGGCGGCGGCCACGCCCCAGGGAGAGGGCACAGGGUGAGCCUAGUCCGCCUCGGGGCCUCGCUGGGACCGUGGACGCCGCGCGCCGGCCCGAGCCCGAGCCCGAGCCCGAGCCCUCGGCGCCUCUGCACGGGCGUGGAGCCUGUGUUGCAGACCGCGGGCCCGCCGCCCGCCCCCGCGCAGGGGGUGCUCACCACUGGCCGUGCCGGGACGACGACGAGCGCCGCUGGGGAAGCCGUCUGGUGGCCGCCACCACCGCCCCGGAUGCUCUCUACGGCGACCUGGCCGCGGUCUCCUUCAAACGCGGGCCACUCCCCACUGCUAAAGUCACCGCGAGCACCAGGUCCAUCCACCUUAGCCGGCACCGGCGCUAG
Molecule: messenger RNA, 2556 nt
Organism: Nyctereutes procyonoides (raccoon dog)
Lineage: Eukaryota; Metazoa; Chordata; Mammalia; Carnivora; Canidae
Product: basic proline-rich protein-like
Exons: 6
Coding region: 1-2556 (851 amino acids)
Source: RefSeq, a predicted model, not a curated record